AUGAAAACUGAUAAUAUGAUGUUUGGAAGAGUUUGGAUUGUGUGGGUGGGGAUCAUGGUUUUGUGGUGGGGUUGCAGAAGAACAAUGGGGGAAGAGUAUAUGGUGUACAAGGAUGCGAAACAGCCAAUUGGGGUCAGGGUGAAAGAUCUACUUAGUAGGAUGACAUUGGAAGAAAAAAUUGGACAGAUGGCCCAGAUUGAUAGGGUUGCUGCCACUGCAGAUAUCAUGAAGAAACACUACCUUGGGAGCAUAAUAAGCGGUGGUGGAAGUGCACCUCUUCCACAUGCUACCGCUGCAGACUGGGUUAAAAUGGUGAAUGACUUCCAGAAGGGGUCGUUAUCUACACGUCUAGCAAUUCCGAUGAUUUAUGGGAUUGAUGCUGUUCAUGGAAACAAUAAUAUCUAUAAUGCCACCAUAUUCCCACAUAAUAUUGGGCUUGGAGCUACCAGUAAAAGAAUUGGUGUGGGUUUGUGGACGUAG
Messenger RNA from Olea europaea var. sylvestris, 480 nucleotides. RefSeq names its product lysosomal beta glucosidase-like. Gene Ontology annotation, biological process: glucan catabolic process. The coding region runs from base 1 to 480 and encodes 159 amino acids. NCBI's taxonomy places the organism in Eukaryota, Viridiplantae, Streptophyta, Magnoliopsida, Lamiales, Oleaceae. Gene Ontology annotation, molecular function: beta-glucosidase activity. The record is from RefSeq and is a predicted model, not a curated record. The transcript is spliced from 3 exons.